Messenger RNA from Durusdinium trenchii, 1329 nucleotides. The record is from the annotation of a GenBank genome assembly. NCBI's taxonomy places the organism in Eukaryota, Dinophyceae, Suessiales, Symbiodiniaceae.
GGUUGUCAAGCAGAGGCAAGCUUUGAUGAUGACUUCAUGGAGCUUGGUUGCUUUGAACGUUUGCCAAACCAUGAGGUGAAGGACCCGAAGGACUCUUCAUCUGCAUACGAUUGGUUUUGCAUGAACUACACUGGGCAGACUCCUUGCAUGAGUGGCCUACCAUUCUACUCCAUGAGAUCCAAUGCCAUGACACCUGGCCUAUGCUCAGAAUUUUGCACCGGAAAAGGUCUGGACAUAUUUGGCUUGGUGGAUGGGGAGGAAUGCCGCUGUGGUGCUUCUGCAGUGAACCGAAAUGGGAAGGAUCAAAACAUUGACAUGCGACACUUGGAAUUUGAUCCAGCAGCACUUACCCCUCAUACAAGUGACAUGGGACUUUGCCCAUUGAGACUGUUUCGCUAUGCUGGACACUUUGAGGGUGGUGGUGUGCCAUAUGGGAUUACCCAGCUACUUGAAGGUGAUUCGGAGUAUAUCCGUUCCAUCUACUCGGGGCGAAGAAUUGAACACUCUGAGGAUGCUCCCUCGAAUUUACAUCUGACCACAGAAGCCCCUGAAUCGUUAUCUCAAAGCAGCGAAGGCCAAGUGCCUGAAGGGUACAACCGUGAUUGCUGGCCUGACAACUGUGGCCCUGGCCGUGGGCCAUGGCAGGAUCGUACCACAGAUCUCCCACCAGGUGUUUCCUUGCGGCGGUUCAUGGAAUACGUUGUGAUUCCUUACCACUUUGAAGAUGGACUUGAUGAUGCUCGCAAGGAAGCCUUCCGUGUUGCAGUGAAGCGCUGGCACAGCAAUACCUGUAUCACACUGGCCGAAAAACCACCAAUCAAUAUCUCUCGCCCCUACAUCAAAGUUGGUCUCUACCAAGAAGGUUCUUGCUGGCUUUCAGGAAUGGGAUGGCCAGGAUUCAAUUGGGACAAUACACCAAGGUACAGUAGAAUCAACCUGGGGUUUUGCAAUAGCAUGAGCCAUGUUGGAAGCAUGAUCCACGAAAUUGGACAUGCCAUUGGAAUGAACCAUGAGCAGAAGCGUCCUGACGCCCAAGCUGCAUGGAAUGGACAUGGCCCGCAUUUGAUCAUGCAUUGGCAAAACAUCGACGCGGGCUGGAUCUCCCAGUACCUUCCCGAUGACAGGACCUACGUUGGUUCCACAAACCAAGGCCAAGCUUUGAAGUGCUAUACUAGGGACGACCCGUACUCUGGUUACGCCCCAUAUGACUACGGAAGCAUCAUGCACUAUCCUCCUGGCAGCGCUUAUGAUACGGACCCUGCCUCCAACGAAAACUUGAUGGGCAAUCGCAAGCACUUGACCACCGGAGACAUUGAUCAGAUCUUGGAC